Molecule: messenger RNA, 1343 nt
Organism: Elgaria multicarinata webbii
Lineage: Eukaryota; Metazoa; Chordata; Lepidosauria; Squamata; Anguidae
Gene: KCNAB3
Product: potassium voltage-gated channel subfamily A regulatory beta subunit 3
Exons: 14
Coding region: 1-1221 (406 amino acids)
Biological process (GO): regulation of potassium ion transmembrane transport; potassium ion transport
Cellular component (GO): membrane; voltage-gated potassium channel complex; cytoplasm
Molecular function (GO): potassium channel regulator activity; voltage-gated potassium channel activity; transmembrane transporter binding
Source: RefSeq, a predicted model, not a curated record
AUGCAAGUGUCCAUCGCUUGCACGGAGCAAAAUCUCCGCAGCCGCAGCAGCGAUGACCGGCUGUGCGGCGGGGGGUCCCGGGGCCAAGGGACCGGGGGCCAGGGCAACGGGGGCUACCAGCCCCCCGGCAAGGGACCCCGGCUAGGCCUGGGGCUUCGGGCCCCCGGGCAGAACCUGCCCCACAUCGCCUUCCUCCUGAGGGAGUCCACCGGCCGGGCCACCGGCAUGAACUACAGGAACCUUGGCAAAUCGGGGCUCCGUGUUUCGUGUCUCGGCCUUGGUACAUGGGUGACUUUUGGGUCCCAGAUCUCGGAUGAGAUGGCAGAAAACGUGCUCACCAUCGCAUAUGAGAAUGGAGUCAACCUCUUCGACACGGCCGAGGUCUAUGCUUCCGGCAAAGCAGAAAAAACCUUGGGGAAUAUCCUGAAGAGCAAAGGAUGGAGGCGUUCCAGCUACGUUGUGACCACAAAAAUUUACUGGGGAGGCCAGGCCGAGACCGAGAGAGGUUUAUCCCGGAAACACAUCAUUGAAGGGCUCAAGGGGUCGCUGCAGCGCCUUCAGCUGGAAUACGUCGACAUCGUGUUUGCCAACCGGAUGGAUGCCAACAGCCCCAUGGAAGAGAUCGUCCGAGCCAUGACCUACGUGAUCAACCAAGGCAUGGCCAUGUACUGGGGAACCUCUCGCUGGAGCGCAAUGGAGAUCAUGGAGGCCUACUCGGUGGCCCGUCAAUUCAACCUCAUCCCACCCGUGUGUGAACAAGCCGAAUAUCACAUGUUCCAGCGGGAGAAGGUGGAGACGCAGCUCCCUGAACUGUACCACAAGAUCGGGGUCGGAGCCAUUACCUGGUCCCCGUUGGCGUGUGGACUCAUCACAGGGAAGUACGAGGAGCGAGUGCCUGAAAAUUGCCGUGCCUCCAUGAAGGGCUAUCAGUGGCUGAAGGAGAAGUUGCAGAGCGAAGACGGGAAGAAGCAGCAGGCGAAGGUGAAAGAGCUCCACCCAAUUGCCGAGCGCCUGGGAUGUACCGUGGCUCAGCUGGCCAUUGCCUGGUGUCUCCGCUCUGAAGGUGUCAGCUCAGUCCUUCUUGGCGUUUCCAGCACGGAGCAGCUCAUUGAGAACUUGGGAUCCAUUCAGGUCCUAACCCAAUUGACGCCCCAAGUCGUCCAGGAAAUUGACGCGCUCCUGGGGAACAAACCCAAUACAAAAAAAGAGUCCCGGGCGUAGGGACACGUUGGCGCCCGGGACUGUGCACGCUCUUGUCCCAAACGGACUGCAUCUCCUCUUGCUCCUCCGUGGGGCUCCGCUCCCCACCCUCCUGCCCCCUCUGCAAACGCUCUCCUACCAGC